This is a messenger RNA of Acytostelium subglobosum LB1, 1692 nucleotides long. RefSeq lists its product as hypothetical. The transcript has a single exon. The record is from RefSeq and is a predicted model, not a curated record. NCBI's taxonomy places the organism in Eukaryota, Evosea, Eumycetozoa, Acytosteliales, Acytosteliaceae. Bases 1 to 1692 code for a protein of 563 amino acids.
AUGGAUGACCUACCAACGAUCGUACUAAAAGUGAUCAUUGGUCACGUUGACAGUGUAUUGGAUGCAGCUUGUUUGUGUUUGACAAACAAGAGACUAUUCUCGAUAUUGUCCUCGCUACAGAUACCAACACUGGCACUCAGCAAGACACAUCUUGAAAUCAACAAUGUUAUUGAUUAUGAACAUAAUCCGGCAUGCUUCGAAUCACAACAACAACAACAACUGACAUUUGGUCAAUCAUGGAAUCAACAACUCCAGCCUGGAUGCCUGCCCCUGAUGAUAACCUCCAUAUCCUUUGGCGACCAUUACAAUCAACCUCUUCCAUCGAUGGCCAUCAAUAUACUACCGCGAUCACUACUCACUCUCACGUUUGGCGAAGACUUUAAUCAGCCCAUCGAGAAGGAUAUUCUGCCCCAGUCACUCACCAGUCUCUCAUUUGGCAAUAGGUAUGACAGAGCUAUUGCGAAAGAUGUGCUACCUCAAUCACUGCUCACUCUGGACAUGGGCAAUGAGUUUGACCAGCCUCUUGCCCUCCCCCCAGCCCUCACAUGGCUGGACCUGGGUGGGUUCUUUAAUGAACCCUACGACAGUCUCAAGCUAUCGACUUUGAGCGCACUGGGCACACUCAUUCUGCCAGAUCACACAUCUCAGAACCUCUACAUUGGAAUGUUUCCAAACAGUCUAACAUCGUUAAUUCUUGGAUUUUACUUUGAUAGCCCGCUCAAGUCUGGUGUGCUGCCCCAAUCGCUCACGGAACUAGUGAUACUUGGGGAGUACACGAGCCAUUUGAUCAAGGCAGGCACACUCCCAUCAUCAUUGCGCACACUCAAGUCGUCGAUAUAUCGUCCAUCAUCACUCCAGCUUGAGGCAGGCAGUCUCCCAGCCUCACUCACUUCACUAAGUUCCGUCAAUAGAAGUGGAUUGCCACUACUUCCCUCUGGCCUCAAGACACUGGUCCUUUGCGAAGGCGAUGGUGAUGAGGAUGACAAUGGCAUGGUCAUCAAGCCAGGCAUGCUGCCGCCCUCGUUGACCGAGUUGGACAUCGUAGAGAAUACACAGGCUUGCGAUAUUGAGGUGGGCGCGUUGCCUCGCACACUCAAGAGUCUGAGGAUGAGGCUUGGAUUUCGAAGUCCACUCAUACCUGGUGUGAUCCCAGACUCACUCACAGAGCUUACACUUGGCACGAGACAUGAUGGUGACGUCGUACCCGGUGUGCUACCUCAAUCAUUGACUUCACUACACAUUAGACAACCGCUAAAUGAUUAUAAGAUCGAUCAAUAUCCUAGUGCACUCAAACAUUUAACAUUGAGUAAUCAUCAAUUGGACAUGGAAAGCAUGCCUGCCACCCUGGCCACACUCACCAUCGACUCGGUUUACAACAUAUCAUGGAUCAAAGUGAAGCCAAAUGACAGCAAACUCAAUCAUCUGGAAUUGGUGUUGGUGAUGGGAUAUAAGCAUUUAUCGACCAUUCGUGCACUCAAGGACAUUAGAUUAUUGAUCAAGACUGUUCCCAAUGUGAAUACAUUUCAUCUCAAGAAAUUGAUGGUUGGCAGAUCCAACCAUGAUGUUUACAUUCGCAAGUUGAAUGACAUCACCUCAAUAUGUACAAUUACCAAACCAUCACAUUAUGUACAACAAUCAAACAUCAUCACCUAUAUCAAUAUCAUUACCAUGGACAAUCAUCCAAUUAAUUAA